Molecule: messenger RNA, 2400 nt
Organism: Prunus dulcis (almond)
Lineage: Eukaryota; Viridiplantae; Streptophyta; Magnoliopsida; Rosales; Rosaceae
Product: putative disease resistance protein RGA4
Exons: 2
Coding region: 1-2400 (799 amino acids)
Source: RefSeq, a predicted model, not a curated record
AUGCGUUUUGAAAACAUUGAUGGAUGGCGGGUUAUUCAAGAAAGUACCAUAUGGGAUUUAUCAGAUGGAGAUGAAAGAAUCAUGUCGAUUUUGAAGUUGAGUUUUGAUGAAUUAAAACCAACUUUGAAACAAUGCUUUGCAUAUUGCUCAAUGUUUGUCAAAGAUUUCAAUAUUCAAAAGGAUGACCUGGUACAACUUUGGAUGGCUCAGGGAUUGCUUCACCGUUCUUCUAGCCAAAGUAAUCUAGAGAUGGAGGACGUAGGAAAUCAAUAUUUUAAUAUUCUAUUGGAGAAGUCCUUUUUUCAAGAUAUUUCAAUGGAUAACUAUAAUGUGAUUACCCAUUGCAAAAUGCACGAUCUUGUGCAUGAUCUUGCAGAACGUGUUUCAAAAUCAAAGAGCAAGGACUCCAAUGAUGUUCGACAUAUGGCCCAACCUUCAACCUCAGAACUACAGGGAAUUCCAAAAGGAAUUGUACUGCGCUCAAUGUUUUUCGAAGGUGAAGUUCUUGGUAACAUCUUAUCGAGAUUUAAAGGUUUGCGUGUCUUAAAAUUACAGGAGGCUGAUAUUGAUGAGUUGCCAAAUUCAAUUGGAAAGUUGAAACACUUGAGGUAUUUAGAUAUUUCAGAAACAAUGAUCAAAAGGCUCCCCCAAUCUGUUGGCAAGCUUUAUAACCUACAGACAUUAAGAAUGCGCAAUCUCGAUCUUGAAGAGUUUCCAAAGAAACUGCAAAGUUUAAUCAACUUGAGACAUAUUUAUUUUGAUAGGUAUUAUGGUAUGAGAUAUCCUGUUGGCAUGGGGCGGUUGAGUAAUCUCCGAUCAUUAUCUUAUUUUAUUGUGGGUAAGGAGAAAGGCCGUGGAAUAGAGGAGUUAGGUGGCUUAAAGCAUUUGAAAGGCAAAAUAUCUAUUUGUGAUCUGGAGCAUGUGAGAGAUAAAGAAGAAGCAAAGAAAGCAAAGUUAGCGGAGAAGACAAACAUACGCGAACUAGAGUUUGAAUGGGGGAAAUACAGGUCAAGCGCCAUAAACAACGACAGGGAUGUCCUAGAAGGCCUUAAACCGCACUCUGAAUUGAGAAUUUUGAAGAUUUGCAACUUUAGCAGUGAUCAAUUUCCAUCGUGGAUGAUGAGUGGAAAUUUGUUUUCUUCCUUGAAAAAAUUAAGUAUUGAUAAUGCAGAGAACCUAAUUGAAUGGACGGAAGCUGCAAUAUUUCCUCGCCUUGAGGAGCUGUUCCUGAGGAAUUGUAUUCAAUUGAAAAGUGCUCCUACUCAUUUUCCAUGUCUCCAAAAGUUAACAAUACAUUCCAUGGGUAGCGGCAUGCCGAUAGCUAAUAUAAGCACUCAGCUCACCACUCUUACUCAUCUCACAAUAACGACGACGAAGGAACUUGCUUCUCUGCCGGAAGGCAUGUUAAAGAACAACAAAAAUCUUUCAUAUUUGGAGAUACAGAGGUGCCCAGAUUUAACUUGUAUUGCUGCGGAUGUAUUUGGUUGUUGUGCAUCUCUCGAGUCAUUGAGUAUUUUAUGGUGUCCUAAUCUUAGGACUUUGCCUGAUGGGCUACACACUCUGCUCUCCCUUAAGAAGUUGAUUAUAAUGGAUUGUCAAAGUCUGGAGUGCAUCCCAGUUACACAGGGUGUCGCAUCUCUCUGCAAAUUUCCUAUUCUCAAGUGUCUUGAGUUAUGUAUUCUACCUGAGGGGCUAGAAUGCUACACCUCUCUUCAAAUGUUGAAAAUAGAGAAAUGCUCCAAAAUAACAUCCAUUCCAAUCACACAUGGGCUUCCAUCUCUCCGCAAAUUACAGAUUUGGAAUUGUGAUGAAUUAUCAAGCCUACCGAGUGGGUUACAACAUUGUACCUCUCUUGAGCACUUGUCUAUUAUCUAUUGCCCAAAUCUUGAAGCUAUUCCAAGUUUAGACAGCCUCACACAACUCCGUCAGUUGCAGAUCUAUAACUGUGAUGGAUUAAAAGAUGUACCCCCAAGUGCGUUUGCAGCAUCCCUCACCCGCUUAAAGGAAUUGUCAAUUGGUGGGUUUUGGAAAGAGCUCGAUUCAUUUCCUGCUUUUCAGGUUAUUCCACAACUUGAAAUAUUAAACUUGUACGGAUGGCCGAAGCUCAAGUCUCUGCCUGAACAAGUUCAACACUUCACUUCUCUAACUUAUUUGUCAAUACAAUCCUUCGACGGCAUGGAGGCUCUUCCAGAGUGGUUGAGAAAUCUUGCAUCUCUUGAGUACCUAUAUAUAUUGCGGUGCAAGAAUCUGAUGUAUCUACCUACACUUGAAGCUAUGAAAUGUCUCGCGAAAUUACAGUACAUAUGGAUUAAUAAUUGUCCUCUUCUGGAAAAGAGAUGCAAUAAAGACAGGGGCCCAGAAUGGCCAAAGAUUUCACAUAUUCCAAUUGUCGACUUUUAA